Molecule: messenger RNA, 1778 nt
Organism: Scomber scombrus (Atlantic mackerel)
Lineage: Eukaryota; Metazoa; Chordata; Actinopteri; Scombriformes; Scombridae
Gene: bud13
Product: BUD13 homolog
Exons: 10
Coding region: 6-1484 (492 amino acids)
Biological process (GO): mRNA splicing, via spliceosome
Cellular component (GO): RES complex; U2-type spliceosomal complex
Molecular function (GO): RNA binding
Source: RefSeq, a predicted model, not a curated record
CACUCAUGGCCGCCUCGUUUGGUAGCAGUAAAGGACCGGAGUUAUCUAAAGCUGAGUACCUAAAGCGAUAUCUAUCCGCUGAUGAAGAUGCUAAGAAAUCAAAGGGGAAGCUUAAAAAGAAGCGGCCUAAGGCUCCUGGGAAAGGGCUUAAAAUAGUAGAUGAUGACAUAGACUGGAAACAGAUGGUCAAAGAGGAGAAGGAGGUUGAAGAGGAGGACGAUGAAGCUCCAGUGAUAGCGGAGGUGAUUGACGAUCGACCAGAUGAAGUGAAACAGCUGGAGACUUUCAGAACCAGUAACAGGUGGAAAGUGAUCGGAGAUGAUGAAAAGAACGACUCAGAGGAGGAAAAUGAAAGAGGGGAUCAAUAUCUGGAGCCUGAGGCAUCAAGCAGGAGUCACCAUGAUUCACCAGAGCUUUCAUCAAAGAGAAGAAGAGAUGAUUCUCCUGUCAGAAAGACCCGCCAUGACUCACCAGACAUAUCCCCUCCUAGAAAAGGUCGCCAUGACUCCCCGGACAUAUCGCCUCCUAGAAGAGGUCGCCAUGACUCCCCGGACAUAUCGCCUCCUAGAAGAGGUCGCCAUGACUCUCCAGACAAGUCACCUCCAAGGCAACAUUCAGGGAAAUCGAGGAAAGUGCAGAGUAAAGAUUCAUCACCCGCCAGGAGAAAACCCAGCUCAUCUUUAUCAAGUCAGAAACGUUCACCUGAUCCUAGGUCUCAGAACAGACACGAUUCAGACUCUGACCAGUCACCCCCACGAAAAAAAACACAAAAGAGAGAAGCUUCUGACUCUGACCAGUCUCCACCCAGAAAGCGGCCACAGAAAGGGAAGGUCUCUGAUGAAGAUCUGUCACCACCUCGUAGGCCUGGCCAGUCACAGGGUCCGAGGAUGCUUUCUGGUGGGAAAGCAGGUCUGGUUUCUGUAGAUGUUCUAAGGAAAGAGCAGGAGGAGAACCGACGCAGAGAAAGACACAACCAGCCACUGGAAGAUGAAUCCCGCAAUGCUCAGACUGUGUUCCGAGACAAGAGCGGUAAGAGGAGGGAUUUGGAUACAGAGAGAGAAGAACAAAAGAAGAAAGCUGGAGAAAAAGCAGCAAAGGACGAGAAAUACGCUAAGUGGGGUAGAGGAUUGGCCCAGGGCCAGAUGCAGCAGCAGAAACUUGAGGAUGCAGUGCAUGAAGCCCAGAAGCCGCUGGCGCGUCACCAUGACGAUGAAGAUCUUGACCGCAUGUUGAGAGAGCAGGAAAGAGAGGGAGAUCCGAUGGCAGCCAUGCUCAGACGGAAAAAGGAUCGCAAUCCUAAGACUCAAGACAAACCUCGGUAUAAAGGUCCUGCACCCCCUCCAAACCGUUUCAAUCUUCAACCAGGCUACCGCUGGGAUGGAGUUGACAGGUCAAACGGUUUUGAAAAGAAGCGCUACAUGCGGAUGGCAGAUAAAAAAGCUGUCCAGGAGGCAGCUUAUAAAUGGAGCGUGGAGGACAUGUAGUGAUGAAUGGAAACUGAUUAAUCAGGAGCAGAACUGUGGAGCGAGACCGCCCAUCCUCAAUAAAUCCGUACUGCAGAUUAGACACAUCUACUCAACACACCUGAAGUUUUGAAAUAGAUAAUGCUCUGGAUUGUAAAGCAGUUUCAUACUGUAAAAGAAUAUACCGGAUUAAAGCAAACUGAUUAACUACAAACAUAACUGUACAUAUGAUCAUCAUGAGGUGACAGCAUCUGUAUGAUUUUGUAAUUAUUGAUUCAGUGUGGAGCUGAGACAGAUGUAGUUUUUUUUUACAGU